AUGCAGUGUUGGCCUCAUGACUACUAUCCCUUCCUUCCUUACCUUCCAUCUGUAUGUAUUAAGACUAGUGUGACAAGAACUUGGCAAAAUAUCAAAAGCAGUGAACAAAAGUCCAAUGGUCAGGGGCAAGAAUCCACAGAAGCUAUUGAGCUUGAAAAAUUUAGCGUGACCUGCAAGAAUGAGAGAAGUUUUAGCAAACAUCCCAAGCAUCAGCUGUUUCAUGAUAUGUUUACAACUUUAGUUAAGGACAGACUUACCUGCAGGCAGUGGGUUAUUCAAGCUCCAUCCAUCCAUUUUCUUAGAGUAUUAAUCUGGUGGAGAUUAUUAAUAAGAGAUCCAUGCUACCAGGAAAUGCUUCUCAGCCUGGGUGGAAUUGAAAGUCUAUCUCAGAAUAAGGAAACAGUAGCAAAUCAUUAUCUUAAUUAUGGAGAAGACCAGCAUAAUGUACACAAGUUGGUCAACGUGACAUACAUUUUCCAAAAACUUGCUGCUAUUAAAAACAGAGAAUGGGUUAUAGCAAGUGGAGCAUAUAAAACCUUAGUAAAUUUGUUAUCUGCCAGAGACAGCCAUGUGCUUUUUGGUGCCCUCCUUGCUCUGACUAGUUUAGCAGAAAAAGAGAAGAGUAAUCUCUGUCAGGGACCUUGUCAACUUCUGAUUUAUCUGAACAUUGCAUUUUAUUUGUGGUUUGCAUGCAAAGGGGCACUAUUAAUGCUGACCUUUUUCUGUUUCCGGGCAAAUGCAAUAUAUACAAUAGCAAAGCUAAUUUUACCCAACAAAGAAAGGAAUGCUGAACAAACCAGUUUAUUACAGUGUUAUGCUUUCAGAGCCUUGAGAUUUCUCUUCGGUGUGGAAAGAAAUAGAUAUAUUUUUUAAAGACUUUUCCCUCCUGACUUGUUUGAAAUUUUCAUUGAUGUUGGAUAUUAUGUGCAUGAUAUCAGAGUUUAUUAAGGGUUGAUAUCAAAGCUAAAUUCAUUAAAGGAGGAUGUAUUGAAGCAAAUUUCUGAAAGUAUUGAGAACAUGACUCAGAAUAAGGAAGGAGGAAAUUACACAAUUUUAGAGCACCUUGGCAGUGGAGCUUUUGGAAGUGUAUAUAAGGUUAGAAAACAUAAUGGACAACAUCUACUGGCAAUGAAAGAAGUCAGUUUACACAAUUCAGCAUUUGGAAAGGACAAAAAAAGAGACAGCAGUGUAAAAAAUAUUGUGUCUGAAUUAACCAUAAUCCAAGAGCAGCUUUAUCAUCCAAAUGUUGUACAAUAUUAUGGAACCUUCUUGGAAAAUGACAGAUUGUACAUAGUCACGGAGCUCAUAGAGGGGGUGCCAUUGGGAGGACACUUUCACUCUUUGAAGGAGAAACAACAGUUUACUGAAGACAGAAUAUGGCAUAUAUUUAUCUAACUUUGUCUAGCUCUUCAUUAUUUGCAUAAAGAGAAAAGGAUUGUUCAUCAAGAUCUCACUCCGAAUAAUGUCAUAUUGGGGGAUAAAUACAAAAUUACAAUUACUGACUUCAGGUUUGCAAAGCAAGAGCAAGAAAACUGCAAACUUGCAUCAGUAGUGGGAACCAUCCUAUGCUCUUGUCCUGAAGCUGUAAAGGGUGAGCUGUAUGGAGAGAAGGCUGAUGUCUGGGCUGCAGGAUGCAUCCUUUAUAAGAUGGCCACUCUGAAUCCAGCAUUUUACAGCACCAAUAUGCUCUUCGUGGCAACUAAGAUAGUAGGGGCUGUGUAUGAGCCUGUGCCAGGAGGACUGUACUCUGAAAAAGUCUAAUUUACCAUUAAGAGCUGCUCGACUCCUGAUGGGGAGGCAUGUCCAGACAUAGUGGAGGUCAGCACACUGCUGUCUGACAUGAUGAAAUACAUGGAUGUUCUACCCACCUCUCAUCUCGUGUGGGAGAAGAAACUGGACCAGGAGAGGAGGCAAACCCAGCAGUACUCCAUGCAGGCUAAUCAAAGUGCAGUAACCUAUCACCAUCAGCUUUCCAUUUUGUCACAAUUGAUUCUGCAUACUAGCAGCAGUGGAGCAGCCAGUUGCAAAAGUGAAUUUUCAGAAAACCUUCCAGUUGACAGUUGUCAGUGUGCACAUGGAAAAGAUGAGGAAAGAACAUAUGAAGCAAUCCUGGUAGAGGAUGACAGGACUGUGGAGAAAGGUAUUUUCUCUCAAUUAGACAGUGAGAUAGACAUAGUGGACAAUUCAAGCAGCUCCAGUUCAAGUAAUUUGAAAGAGUCUGCUAUUGGAAUAAUUAAACAAAGUUUUAGUGCUUCUGAAAGACAACCUCAGAUAAGAGAUUAUGUUGAUGGUUCUGGAUCAAGAUGGUGAUCAGCAUUGGCAGGAAUGCUGUAGCAAAGGAAGGUGCAUCAGAUCAGUGACCCUGUUCAGCAGAUUCUUAUUCAGCUGCACAAAAUUAUCUUCAUCACUCAACUUCCUCCAGCUUUGCGAUGCAACUUGAAAAGGAGAAUCAUUGGGAGAUUCAAGAAAUCCCUUCAGUCAGCAGAGCAAUCCUUUAAACUGAAAUGAGAAAUCAGAAAUAUCCUGCAAAGUUCUCCUGAAUUGACUGAACCCAAUAUUUUCACAGCAGAUGAGGUGCAUCUUUCUUCAGGUGGAAAUAUGUUGCUUCCAGAUGAUAGAGAAGGCAUUCUUGGCACUUCUGGCAUGGCAGAAGGGAUGACAUAUGAGCAGUUGGAGACUCUAAUUGAAGAGGUUCUAGAGGAACAGGCCAGUCUAGUCACUUUAAAAACAAAAGGUUAA
Messenger RNA from Catharus ustulatus (Swainson's thrush), 2739 nucleotides. It is a transcript of the gene NEK10, whose product is annotated as NIMA related kinase 10. The record is from RefSeq and is a predicted model, not a curated record. Gene Ontology annotation, molecular function: protein kinase activity; ATP binding. NCBI's taxonomy places the organism in Eukaryota, Metazoa, Chordata, Aves, Passeriformes, Turdidae. Gene Ontology annotation, biological process: protein phosphorylation.